This is a messenger RNA of Tarenaya hassleriana, 1414 nucleotides long. RefSeq lists its product as uncharacterized. The record is from RefSeq and is a predicted model, not a curated record. NCBI's taxonomy places the organism in Eukaryota, Viridiplantae, Streptophyta, Magnoliopsida, Brassicales, Cleomaceae. Bases 429 to 1397 code for a protein of 322 amino acids. The transcript has 2 exons.
CAAUUUUCAACUCUCCAUUUAUAAAACACUUUCAUUGAUCCUUCACAUUUUAAUUCUAUUUUUUUAAAGUUUAUUGCCAUUUUUAAUAAUAUUUAUUUUUAAAAAAAUAUUGACAUAUUACUUGUAAAAUCAUCAUCCUUCCUCCUCUGUAGGAAACACCCAUCAUUGCCCCCAACAAUCCUUUUCAUCCUUAAGAGACCUGAGCUUCUUCUUGUUCUUCCUCUUGUUUCAUUCCCUUCCAACCUAUGCAUACGCACAUACACAUAUACAGACAUGCAUACAUAUACAUAUUCGUAUACCUCCUAUCCCUCUAUAUAUCCUUUUUUUCCUCCCCAUUUUUCUCACCUCUCUCUUUUCAUUGAUCAUCAUCAACCCACAUCACAAAAUCGGAUCUUUUAGGGUUUUUUCCCCCUUGUUUUCGUCCCCUGAUGGAACCAUCUUCUGCAAACUCAGUGAACGGAUUCUACUCCUUCCUCAACAGAUCAAUGGAGGAUCUCGAGAGGGCUCACCAAUCCAACAACUUCAUGUCCGUGCAGUUCCUGCAGCGAGUGCUCUGCCUUCUCCGGACAUCGCACUCUCAUCUCACCCUCCUCGUCCAGAAACUCCAGUUGCCGGUCGGAGACAAGUGGCUCGACGAGUACAUGGACGAGACCUCUAAGCUCUGGGACGCCUGCCACGUCAUCAAAUCCGCCGUCUCCGCCAUGGAAAACUUCUGCUCCGCCGGAAUCUCCAUCGCCUCCUCCCUCGAUGGCCAACGCCGCCUUUCCCCUCAGCUUUCCCGCCAGGUGAUUCGGGCGAUAUCUGGUUGGAGAAGAGAAGCGUUAGGGUUGGAGGAAGAGAACAGAGCGUUAAUGGAGAAUCGGGUUCAAACACUGCCGUUCUGGUCCGAUCAGACAUCGGCGGCGGCGACGAUGGAGUCAUCGAAGGUGCAGAACGGCUUCAGCGGAUUCCGAGGGGUACUAUACGCGACGAGGGACAUGAACUCGCUUCUCCUAACGAUCCUGAUGCACGGCCUCGUGUACUGUAUACCCGGCGACGCAACUCCGCCGCAGUCUCCGGGAGGAGGAGGCGGCGGAGUUGGUUUGGCGGCGGCGAUGGGGCGGCUGCAGGAGAGGGUGGCGGGGGAGGAGGUGGGGGUGAGGAAGGGGAUACUGUUGAACGAGUACAGGCGGAGCAAGGCGGCGAUGGAGGAGCUGAAGGCGGAGGUGGAGAGGCGGAGCGGCGGAGGAGGAGGAGAGGAGACGGAGAGGUGGCUGAGAGAGAAGGUGGAGAACGUGAAAGGGUGUAUUGGGAGUUUGAGGAAUGGAACAGAGAGUAUUGUGUCUCAGAUUGAUGAUUUCUUCGAUGAAAUUGUUGAAGGAAGGAAGAAACUUUUGGAUUUCUGCAGUCACAGGUAAUUUAACCAAAUUCCCAA